Molecule: messenger RNA, 3804 nt
Organism: Sphenostylis stenocarpa
Lineage: Eukaryota; Viridiplantae; Streptophyta; Magnoliopsida; Fabales; Fabaceae
Source: the annotation of a GenBank genome assembly
AUGGGGCACCAGGCGGGGCUGCAGUCACUGAAGAGAAUGGUGAGGCUCUGCGGCAGUUGGGGGAUUAAGGUUCUAUCAUCAUCAGGCAUCUGGAGGCGAAAACAACGCAACCGCAAUCCCGACAUGUACGGCGGCGCCUCCACCAAGCUUGGCCGCGGCGCCCCUCACCGCCGCUCCUUCCCUCCUCCGGCGCCUCAACGUUCCUCUGCCCCCGGCGGCCGCCUCUCCCUCGGGGCUUCCGCCCGCAACGCCGGAAAGGAGGAGGCGGCGGCGGCGGCUCCAGCGGUGGAGGAGACCUUUAGCCUGGUCUCCGGAAGCAACUCUCUUGCUUUCUCGAUGAUCAUACGGCUCGCCCCCGACCUCGUGGAGGAGAUCAGGCGUGUGGAGUCACAGGGCGGCACCGCGCGUAUGAAGUUCGGCCCCAAUCCUCACAAUCCAAUAGGAAACAUUAUAGAUGUUGGUGGGAAGGAGUUCAGGUUUACAUGGUCAAGGGAAUUGGGUGACCUCUGUGAUAUUUAUGAAGAGCGCCGGAGUGGCGAAGAUGGGAAUGGUUUGCUUGUUGAAUCUGGGUGUGCUUGGCGCAAGCUGAAUGUGCAGCGUAUCUUGGACGAGUCCACUAAGAAUCAUGUCAAAAGGCGGUCAGAGGAAGCUGACCGCAAAAUGAAGUCUCGCAAAGCCAUUGUGUUAGAGCCUGGGAACCCGCCUAUGAAAAGUCAGAUAAAGGCACUAGCAGCUGUUGAGGCUACAACGUGGAAGAAUUACAGUAAGAAGAAAGAGGCUGCACUCAAGAAAAGAAAAGUGGAAACCCUUCAAGUUGGUGGGCCCCCAAAAUCUUCCCAUAGACCUGGAUUGACUUCAGCAAAUACUAGUACCAAGGGUAGACAUUCCUCUCCUCUUCCAUCUCCGCCAGACCCUUUUGCUGCUGCUUCCUCUCCAGUGGGAGUAGUAAAUAUGUCUAAGAGCUUCGAGGAGGCUGUGCCAGCACAAAUGACAGCUAAACAAGAUAAUAAUGCUGGAUCUGAGAAAGAAAUCUCUACCAGAACAAACAAUGCUGUGAGGAACACACCAGGACGCAAGGGAAAUAAUGGGUCUAAACCAGCAGAGUUGCAGGGCAUGUUAAUUUCUCUUCUAAAGGAUAAACCUAAUGGAAUGACUUUGAAGGCCUUGGAGAAAGCUGUUGGAGACACACAUCCAAAUUCCAUAAAGAUAAUUGAGCCAAUUAUAAAAAAAAUUGCAAAAUAUCAGGCUCCAGGAAGGUAUAUAUUGAAACCGGAAGUGGAUUUGGAAAACUUAAAUAAGCCUCAAACUGAAAGCGGAAGUUCUCGUGAUGACAAUCACAACCAGAUACCUACUCGUGAAGAGUUUCAUGAUCAAACAACAGCUCCACAGGGAGGAUUUGAAGAGAAAGUCCCAAAUGUUGAAUUGGAGGAAAUGGUUAAAGUAAAAUCUAGCGUAGAAGAAGAUACAAACAAUCUGGAAAUUGAUACCCAACAUACGUCACCUGAUAUCCUUGGUGACAAAAAAGGUUCUGAUCACAGUGAAGGCCAGGCAGGCAGCUCCAGUGAUAGUGGAAGCGACAGUGACAGUGAUAGUGACAGCAGUGAUAGUGGCAGUGACAGUGGUAGCCACAGUAGGAGCAGAAGCAGAAGUCCUGCCGGAUCAGGGAGCGGGAGCAGUAGUGACAGUGAAAGUGAUGCAUCUUCUAGCAGCAAGGAGGGACUGGAGGGUUCUGAUGAGGAUGUAGAUAUUAUGACUAGUGAUGAUGAAAAAGAGUCAAAACAAAAAACGGAAGUCUCUGAUCAAAGGAUGCCCUUACCCAUUCAAGGAAAAUCUCCUGAUGGAAGAUCAAUGCAGAAUGAGGUUGAUGAGAAACAGGAUGGUAAUGAAUCUGAUGCAAUUGAAAUUGAAAAGGACUUACCUGAGGAACCGGAAGCUGAAUUGUCUCUACCGCCAGCUACCAUUUCAAAUAGAGGUGAAAAAUAUGAAGAAGAGAUGAGACCCUUUUCAAUUGACUACCAACAGCUCCAAGAACGCCAAAAUUAUAUAGGGAGUUUGUUUGAUGAAAGAGAAAAUGAAGUUAAAGAUAGCUCUAGGCAUGAACAGUCUGACAGCUUGGAGAGGUUAUCUAAAGGUAAACAUAAGAGGGGUUCUGAUGUGAAGAAUGAUGAGAAAUCAGAACGUACAAAGAGGUUGAAAGCAGGAAACUUGACCUCUGAACCAUUAUCUCCCAGUAUUGAUGCACAGACAUUUGAUAAUUCUCGGAACAUGUCUCCUUUUGAAUUUACUGAAGACACAGGUAAGGGACCUAAUGUACAAGUGUUGAACAGGGCUGAUAGACAAGGUAAUUCGAGUGUUGUUGGCUUACAAAAGGGACCCAAUCGAUCAUUUGCUGGAAAAUGUAGUUCAGAUUUUCCACAAACAGGUCAAAAGUCGUCAGCUCAAACCCCUUCAGAAAAUCCUUCCUACUCAUGGGAAAAAUCAGAUAAACAAGUUGAAAGUGUAAGUCACAUAAAAAAACACUCAGGAAAGGACUUCCCUGCCCGAGAAGCUUCUUCCCUGCAGAAAGAUAAAUCUCGCAAAGAUGCCUCAAAUGAAGAUAUUAAUGCCACUGAGAGAAAAGUUCCAAGGAAUUUCAGGGAUGGUAGUAAUGGAAGUAAACAGCCACUAUUCAUGGAUUCUUACUACCAAGAACAAGGCGAAAUGGUUGGUAAAUCAAAGGAACACCGACACAUUACACAGUCACACUUGGGAGCAUCACCUCAGGAAAGAGACAGAAUUGGUCUUGAUCCAUCCCCUGUAACUAAUGAGCGAGCUAUCUCUCUUCAAAGAGAGCUUUCAGACUUGGAGCUGGGUGAACUUCGUGAGUCCACUCCAGAUGAUACUCAUGUUGCAAAGCAAUUUGAACGAAAAGGUUCCUUUAAACAGUUGGAAAACAAAGCAAACACUUCAGAGGACAGGAAUUCGGAUUUCACUAGAGUAAAACCGUCGUUGAAGGCAACUUCAGAUUUAGGAAAGUCAUCCUCAGCCUUUGUAAAUUCUGGUUUUCCCAGUAAUUUGGAUAGCAAUAAUAAAAAGAACUCAGAUAAUCAUUUUGAAGAUUCAUCAAAAUCUCGCUCUACGGUUAUGCAGACUCAUUCACAACAUUUGAAAGCAGACCAUGCAGAAGUUGGAUCUCAAAACAAAUUGGCAGAAAUGAGCAGUAAAUAUAGAAAUAAUGAAUCUGGGGUGAGCCAAGAUACUGAUUUGGAAGGUCGCAGUGAAAGCAAUAGAAGAGCACCUGCAAAUGCAUCUAAACAACAGGAUGGUAAAAGGGGAAUAGUUUCCUACACUGUGAAAGAAAGUAAAAGGCAAACAUCUAAUUCGGUGGAAGAGAUGACUGACGGAGGAAAGGAUUGUGUGUUUGCUGAUAGAAAUCAUAGUGAUCAAAAGAAGAGGGAAUCAUCUUCGGAUGAAAAUAGUUGCUCUUAUUCAAAGUAUGAAAAGGAUGAACCUGAAUUGAAGGGCCCGAUAAGGAAUUUCUCCCAAUAUAAAGAAUAUGUUCAGGAGUAUCGUGACAAAUAUGAUAGUUACAUCUCCUUGCACAAGAUUUUGGAGAGUUACAGGGAUGAGUUUCAGAAACUAGGUGAUGAUUUAGAACAUGCUAAAGGCAGGAAUAUGGGUAGAUAUUAUGAUCUUUUGGAACAGAUGAAGGAAUCCUUUCGACGCUGUGGACAGAGACACAAGAGAUUGAAGAAAAUAUUUGUUGUUCUUCAUUUGGAAUUGGAGGUUGGGUAUGCACUAGGUUUUGAUGCUAUUUCUAGGUAG